This is a messenger RNA of Naumovozyma castellii, 534 nucleotides long. RefSeq names its product peptidylprolyl isomerase CPR3 (gene CPR3). NCBI's taxonomy places the organism in Eukaryota, Fungi, Ascomycota, Saccharomycetes, Saccharomycetales, Saccharomycetaceae. The record is from RefSeq and is a predicted model, not a curated record. The coding region runs from base 1 to 534 and encodes 177 amino acids. The transcript has a single exon.
AUGUUUAAAAACUCCCUUCUGUCACAAACACGUCUUUUCUCCUCCACUGCAUCCAAAUUCGGUACCAAAGUGUUUUUUAAGACCAAUUUAGGUAAAAUUGAAUUCGAGUUGUACGAUUCCAUUGUCCCAAAGACAACAGAAAACUUCAGAGCCUUAUGUACAGGUGAGAAGGGUUUCGGUUACAAAAAUACCCCAUUUCAUAGAAUCAUUCCUCAAUUCAUGCUUCAAGGUGGUGAUACCGAUCACAUGAAAGGAUUCGGUGGUAAAUCUAUCUAUGGUGCUAAAUUCCCAGAUGAGAAUUUCCAAGUGAAACAUACUAAACCAGGUUUGUUGUCUAUGGCUAAUGCUGGUCCAAACACCAACGGAUCUCAAUUCUUUAUCACUACUGUUGCUUGUCCUUGGUUAGAUGGGAAACAUGUUGUCUUUGGUGAAGUUACGGGCGGUAUGGAUGUUGUUAAGAAGAUUGAAGCAUGUGGCUCUCAAUCUGGUCAACCAACAAAGGAGGUUAUCAUUGAAGACGCUGGUGAAGUUUAG